UAAUGUCACUCCACAGUCACAGACUCACAGACUCACAGACACUCGUCAGGAUGUUAUUAGUGUGCGUGAAGUAAAAAUAGCGCCUGACGCGUCGUGUGCUCCGACCCGGCCCCUCUCCGCUUGGCUCUGUCAAUCAAAAAGCCCAAAACAAGAUGGCAGGCUGCAGGAGCUGGGUCUUCUUCUUCUUCUUCACAGUUGGUGCUGUCAGUUUGUUCGGAGCCAGUGCAGAGAUCAAAUUCACCGUUCCUGUCGGGAAGCUAUUCACCCACGAGCUGAUGAGAGAGACUUUCCAGAAUGACUUUGAACCUUUGGCAAAACUCUACGCCGGCCGCUUGUACGAUGACCCCAUGAUUUUUAAGUGCAACAGGCAGAACUACCCAGACCUCCCAGAGUGGCUGCGCUUCACCCAGAGGCACCCGUACGACAACGGCUUCCUGUACGGCACGCCCACGUCUCCGGGGAAAAGUAUCAUCGAGGUCUACGCCGUCAACAAGCGGAGCUAUGAAACAACCCGACAAAUAUUCGUGAUCAAAAUCGUUGCGGAGAAGCUCCUGCCCUACCAGGCCGAGUUCUUCAUCAAGCUGAGGGAGAUCGAGAAGGUGCUGCCCCCUCCUGUCCAGGACGAGAUCAAGCAGGAUCUACAAAAGCUGUGGGACACGGAGGCCCUGGAAAUCAUCAACAUGACCAACGCCAUCGACCGCGGCGGCAGAGUGCCCCUCCCCCUCGCAGGCCACUUUGAAGGUGUGUACGUGAAGGUGGCGUCCGAGCAGUACUUCUCGGACUGUCUCCGGAGGGCGAUGACCCCCGAGUACCAGAGGCAGUGCACGGCGGGGGCGAAGGUCAAGAUCCCCGGAGGCUGUAACUUCUGCAGCAUCCCCAGCAACUGCAUCAGCUGGUGCAAGAUCGAGCUGUUCGAUCUGACGAAGCAGGAACCGGCUCCACCUGCUCCCACGAUGGGCUCUGGAAUCCUGGAGGCCGGAGGAGACUUCGAGCCCCCGGAGUCGCCCCCGAGCAGAGACUUUUUCCCCGACUACAUCGUGACGGUGAUCGUGCCGCUGAUCCUCGCCAUCAUCCUGUGUCUGCUGCUGGCCUACAUCAUGUACGGCCGACGAGAGGGCGUUGGAAAGAGGAAUGCAAGGACGAACCAGAUCCAGCUGUACCACCACCACACCAUUCACGGGAACACGGACGAGCUGAGGGACAUGUCUGGGAACCGCGGCGUCCCUCCUCCUCUGUCCACAACGCCCAUGUUCAACAGCCGCACCGGGGAGAGGGCUCCUCCGUCGCCGCUGAGGUCCGACAGCCCCAGCGUCCCCCUCAUCCUGGCCCAGCAUGACCCCUACAGCGACACUCUGCCCAGAAAAUAAGAGCAACAAUGGACGACGUGUCGUCCUUGCAGCCAUUUGCUGCCACCGUCUGUAGUUCCACAUUUGCAAUGAGGCAAAUUGUCUUUCUUCUUUUGGUUCAAUUAUUAUACAGUGAGUGUGCAAAUUGUUAUUUGGCGUUUAGGAUUUUUCUGUAUUGCACCAUCUUUCGCCGCUAAUAAAAAAUUCUGAAAACCCA
Molecule: messenger RNA, 1563 nt
Organism: Scophthalmus maximus (turbot)
Lineage: Eukaryota; Metazoa; Chordata; Actinopteri; Pleuronectiformes; Scophthalmidae
Gene: sgca
Product: sarcoglycan, alpha
Exons: 11
Coding region: 153-1367 (404 amino acids)
Cellular component (GO): sarcoglycan complex; membrane
Molecular function (GO): calcium ion binding
Source: RefSeq, a predicted model, not a curated record